Aspergillus melleus is the source of this 804-nucleotide messenger RNA. Its product is annotated as ubiquitin C-terminal hydrolase 37. Gene Ontology annotation, molecular function: cysteine-type deubiquitinase activity. Gene Ontology annotation, biological process: protein deubiquitination; ubiquitin-dependent protein catabolic process. The transcript has 3 exons. Gene Ontology annotation, cellular component: cytoplasm. The record is from RefSeq and is a predicted model, not a curated record. The coding region runs from base 1 to 804 and encodes 267 amino acids. NCBI's taxonomy places the organism in Eukaryota, Fungi, Ascomycota, Eurotiomycetes, Eurotiales, Aspergillaceae.
AUGCCCUUUACGCCUGCAUUGAGGGGCGAUGCAAUCAACAAUUUCGAGUUCGUCAAGCAAAUCCACAACUCAUUUGCGCGUAAAAUGGACAUUCUCAAUUCCGAUCUUCAGCUCAAAAGUGAAGCGACGUCUAAACGAUCGCGCUCAGCUAGACAUACCCAGGAUGAAUCCGAAACGGAUGCAGGAUUUCAUUUCAUUGCGUUUGUGCCCGCCUUAGGAAUAGUAUGGAAGUUCGAUGGCCUCGAACGCCAGCCCCAUGCGCUUGGGAAGUAUACGUCGCACAAGGAUUGGUUAGACCUGGUGAAGCCCAACAUUCGCACCAGGAUGGAAGAAUACGAAGAGGGACAGAUUGAGUUUUCAAUCCUAAGUCUUGCCAAAGAUCCGCUUCUUGAUCUUGUAGACCGAUUAGCUACCAACGUGAAACAUCUGGAAUCAGUCAACGAGCGCCUGAUCUCUUCCCAGCAGGGAGAAACAGGUUUCGACUCGGCGUUAGAGGACCGUCUUCAAAGCGCCGUUCUUGGACCCGACGAAACAUAUGGCCUAACCAGGGAGCAAAUCGACCAAGCCAAGAUUCCUGCAGAGCGGGAGGCUGAGUACAGCACCUACUCCUUCCAGGACCUGGCUGAGCUUCAGCAGCAGCUGGCGGAUGAACAACAAUUGCUCCGAACUGCAAUUCGCGAAGAGCAACAGGCCCUCCAAGCCGAUGCCGAUUACGUGGCGGGGAGAAGAUAUGACUACGGGCCCGCAGUCAGGGCUUGGGUGCGCUCCUUGGCCCGGAAAAGGGUCCUUGAGGACUUGACCUGA